Helianthus annuus (common sunflower) is the source of this 586-nucleotide messenger RNA. Its product is annotated as transcription initiation factor TFIID subunit 4b. The record is from RefSeq and is a predicted model, not a curated record. The transcript has 4 exons. Gene Ontology annotation, cellular component: transcription factor TFIID complex. Gene Ontology annotation, biological process: transcription initiation at RNA polymerase II promoter. Gene Ontology annotation, molecular function: DNA binding; RNA polymerase II general transcription initiation factor activity. Lineage: Eukaryota; Viridiplantae; Streptophyta; Magnoliopsida; Asterales; Asteraceae. The coding region runs from base 119 to 586 and encodes 155 amino acids.
CCUUUUUCUAGUCACAGUGUCAUCUUCCGCCAUUGUUGGCCUGCAAAAUAAAAUAGAUCGAUCAACAUUUCUUCAUUCUUCACUUAGCAAACAAACCAGUGAAUCUCAGUUGCAUAGGAUGCAAAAAAUGGCAAGAGGGCAACCACCUAAUGCAAUGAAUCAGCCAGCUGGCAAGAAGAUCCCUUUUGAACUGCUGCUACGUGUUAUAACACCACAGCUUGACAAAGAGAGGGCUAUGCAACUCCGGGGCCUAUAUGUUCAAUUAAGGAGCAAUAAAUUUAAUAAAGAAGAAUUUUUCCGGCACUUGCGAAGUCUUGUAGGAGAUCAUAUGCUGAAGAUGGCAGUCUAUAAAUUACGACAAUGGCAGCGGACUGCUAAACCAAGCGUGGAUAAUAAUGCUCAAAAACAACGAUUAUUGGAACAACAAUCAGAUUCACAUGUAGUACAAGUGAGCCAUAACUCUUCAUCGGCAUCUGGAAUUAACGCAAAGACUCCCCCUAAAAAGCCGACUGUUGGCCAGAAAAAACCGUUAGAACCAUCUGUUUUUUUCCUAAAUGACAUUAAAAAGUCUGUUAAGUUACUGUAA